This is a messenger RNA of Synchiropus splendidus (mandarinfish), 11291 nucleotides long. It is a transcript of the gene ash1l, whose product is annotated as ash1 (absent, small, or homeotic)-like (Drosophila). Gene Ontology annotation, cellular component: nucleus. Lineage: Eukaryota; Metazoa; Chordata; Actinopteri; Syngnathiformes; Callionymidae. Bases 518 to 9199 code for a protein of 2893 amino acids. The record is from RefSeq and is a predicted model, not a curated record. The transcript has 27 exons. Gene Ontology annotation, molecular function: protein binding; DNA binding; chromatin binding.
AUGCCCGUGUUGUACUGACACAGUAGCGGGCUCAGUAGACAUGGAGGCCCGAUUAACGAGCCAGGCCCGCGCUGACACAUCCAGGCCCAGCUAACGGCGAGGCGCUGUGUUUUUGGGAGCAUCUGUGGACUGCUUUCGGACUCACUCGGCUGUCAGAAAGGUGGAAUUAUACGCGGACGAGGGAGGAAUACAAGAAGACUCGCUUCGCCUCUGUUGAUUCAACGCAGGCGCCAUUUUGUUGACAUUCAGCACUUGGAGUUAAAAUGUGUCCCCCACGUUGAUGGACAAGACAGGAGGGAACGCAGCCGAAUAAUGUGAAGCUAUAUCUGGAUAAAUAACUGAGCAAAAGGACAGAGAAAGUGAAAGGGCAAACAGGAAGGAAUAGGAAGUGAAAGCAGCCUCUCCAAAACCAGGAGACCUUCCUCCUUAUGUUAUACCCUUCACCCAUCUCUGGUUUCCUGUCAAAUACUACCUAUCUCCAGUUAUAGUUUAAAAAUACACAAUUUCUUCAUUUCAAAUGGAUCAGAGGGGUCAGGGGAGAACAGCAACUCCUCCCCCACCCUCAAGUGCUCCUGCAGGAGAGCGAGAUAAAGAGGGCGAAUGUGGAAAGAAAGAAGAUGAAGAGGAAACAAAGAGGGAUCGAGAGAAGGAUGGAUCUGUUGCAGCCUCUGCUACAGGUGCCAGUGGGGAAGGUGGCGUUGAUGGUGACCAGUCUCACUUUUCCAUUAAGGAAAGUAGCCUGUCGGAGGGCAAUGUCAAACUUAAGAUUGGCCUCCAAUCUGCAAAACGGACAAAGAAGCCUCCCAAAAUCCUGGAGAACUAUGUAUGUAGACCAGCUUUCAGGGCAACAGCGAGGCACACAAGUCGUGGAGGAAAUGGAGCUCGAGGAAACCGCACUGUGGCAGGUGACAAACUAAUCAACAAAACCCAGAGUCCUGCUCAGAAAGGGAAAGAGAAGGAACCAAGUCCCUGUGUCAACAAAACUGCUCCGGCAGUUACAUCCUCAAAAUCUACAACACCACCACCACCUGGGAACCCGACCACCCCUUCUCCAUCUCAAUUGAAUGGAACUGCACCUGCUAAAAGGGGUUCACCAAAGAUGGAUUGUAAAUCUAAUAUGAAAGUUGAGGCAAAACCCACAGCUACCCCUUCCGAGAGAUCCCUUAAUCUUCAACGCCUUCCGUCAGAUGGCAAAAGUCAACCUUCUGGAAAGAAAACAUCAUCACCAUUGCCUCACCCUCGAACAUCUUCUCCCUCCCAAACAGUACCCGCUCCAAAGGACCCCACAUUUGAAUGUCUUAAACCUCCUCAAUAUACCUUCAACGCUGAGUGUCAGAGGGAUAAAGACAAGACUGUACAGCCUUGUGGCACUCCCACUGUCACUGAGAAAUUGGCUCAACUUAUUGCAACUUGUCCUCCAACAAAGACUCCCAAACCAGUGAAAACUGUUAAGACGGACGCCACGCCUUCUCUUCUAAAUUCAGGCUUUAUGGCUCCGACUGCUAAACAGCGAGACAGAGCUUUGGCCAAUAGGAAUACGUAUUCAAGAGUGCUCCAUCUUUCUCCAGCACCUCCUGUGUCUAGACCUCCUGGUCGACCCUAUGGAUCGAAGAACAGGGAUGGUUUGGAGAGUCCACCUGUGACUGCGCUCCGAAAGGAGGACACUGAUGAGUGUGGGCAGGCCAGCAACUGUAGCACCAACAUUAACAGUAGUAACAGCAGCAGUCGCAGCAGCAGUCCAGCACAAAACUGUGGUAGUAGCCGAGUGCCAAUGUUAACUGCAGACAACAGUGACAAAAGUACAAACAGUACUAAUAGUAAUCCUAAGCCUCAUUCACGCCCUAUUCACAGUUUACCCCACACCGCAUCUACGUCUUGUUUGACCUCAUCAUCCGGUACUCCCACUGCAGAACAGAGACCAGUUAGUUUUGGCAGUCACCGUACGUCACCUGAUCCUUCACAGGAGUCCCCUACUCAGGCAGAUGAAAGCAGUGCUAGUGAGAAGGAGCAGGAUGCAGACAGUCCUGAGAAUAUUACCAGCUGUCCUUCCAUCAUGGGAGUGAGUAAGCCAGAAGUAAAUAAUAAGGGACCCAGCACUCACUCACAGCGAGUUGAGAGAGGGAAGAGUACCAGUCCAUCUAAGCGCAGUCCCAUCAGGGAAAGUAGACCUUGUCGGCCAACUACUCCUCCUGUUCCUGGAAGAAGAAGAGCAUCUUCUUCACCAGAGCCUGAUUGUGAAGAUGAUCCACCAUCACCUCUCAGAGGUGAAUCUGCUGACUCAUCACUUGACUCUGAUGCAGAACAGGAAAGCAAACCCCUUAAAAAGCGCAAGGAAAGAAAACAUUGCUGGAGUGACAAUCCAAGAGUUGGUUCAGAAAGUCCUUUUGAACGAACCAUACAUUUAUCAUCAAGCAUGGAAUCUUCCUCCCCAGUGAAAAGACCUGUGGGCAGGCCGCCAAAUCCAAACAAGGUGAGACCAAAUCCUUUGGUACAAAAUUCAGUUUCUCAGCUGUUCACAUCCCAGCCCCGAAAAAGAGGAAGGCCAAAAUCUAAAAUGCCAAGACUUGAUGCUCCUUCCCAUGGACGCAUCUCUAGUAAGUUUGCUCCGUCCAAGGUCUUCUCAUCUUUACUAAAAUCCAAGGAAGAACAGGACCCCCCUGUUCUCCAUCCAGAAGUUGAUCUUAAUCUUGCAAAGUCAAUACCUAGAAAACGUGGGCGACCAAAGCGUCUACCUCCAACUUUACCACAGGAAAGUCAGCCUCCAACACUGGCACCAGAGGCAGGGGAAACGAGGGACAAAAUGUUUCACAGCAAAGGGAAUGGGCAGCUUAUCAUGAAGACUAUAAUAGGAAAGAUCAACAAAAUGAAAAGUGUGAAACGAAAGCGCAUUUUAAGUCAGUUCCUCAUUGGCCCAAGACCAGAGGAUGUCCCCAAACCCACAACACCUGGGUUGACUAAUUCUGCUGGCCAAGCAUCCAAAUCAUUGUCCUCACUUGCAGCUUUUAGUGGGAAACUGGGACCCCAAAUUAAUGUCAGCAAAAAAGGGACAAUAUAUAUUGGCAAGAGACGAGGAAGGAAACCUAAGUCUUCAUCAACCUCACCAUCAUCCCCCUUCCUGUCCCCAAACACUACUUCGCCUCUACACCACCAUCAGAACCAACAUCAGCUUUCUUCUUCAGAAGUUUUCCCGUCACCCUCUUUGUCCCAAUCUAGUGGAGGACAUAGUCCUUCAAGUGAUGCCAGUUUUCUAGAGCCAGGAUCUGUUCACUUUGCUGGGCACUCCCACUAUUCAAAUUCUCACCAUAGACAUAACGCAUUCCCCUUUGCUGCUCCAACUUUUUCAGCCCCUAAUCCUCGAAAUUCUGGUCUUAUUUCCCCAUUGUCCUCUGUGGCUGCAGCCUCUGUCCAGAAAAAGUCAUCUUGUCGUGGCUACUACACGCACCAUCACCAUUACCGACAGCAAUUCCACCAACACAAACUUUCUCCCCCAAGACCUCUUCACCCCACCUCACCCGCCCCUCUCAGCGAGCUAAAAGAAGCUACCCCAUCACCUGUCAGUGAGUCACACAGUGAAGAGACUGUUCCAAGUGACAGUGGUAUUGGAACAGACAACAACAGUACUUCUGAUCGCGGUGAGAAAGCUGGUGGGGCAGGUGGUCUAAGUGGGCUUGGGAUGCCAUUGGGCUUAGGCGGUGGCUUGUUAAUGCCUGGGGUCAUCAGUUCAUCUAUGGGCGCGGGGAUGAGUGUUACUUCGAGAGGUAGACGGCGGCACUCUGCUGUGCUUUUGGAGCAUCCUUCACCUUCACCAUCACCGCAUGGUGCAAGGUCAUCACCUGAUCCUCGUAGACCUCAUCCAGCUGCUCCUCCCUCAUCUUUAUUGGGACACAAGGAAAAACAUAAACAUAAAUGCAAACGUCGUAACCAUGGCUGCCCUGGCUACGACAAGCUCAAGAGGCAAAAAAGGAAACGCAAGAAGAAGUAUCUACAGUUGCGGGCGAGACGGCAUGAUCCUGAUUUUCUUGCUGAACUGGAUGAAAUUGUCCUGAGACUGAGUGAGAUAAGGAUAGCUCACCGAAAUAUGGGACACCACCAUGGCAGUGGUAUAUCCAUGGGAUUGGGAACAAACAGAGUACCAGGAGUGGGCAGCCAUAUCAGCGGUGGUGUUGGAGGACUAAGUGGCCCUCCACCACACCAUUAUGUCCACCGAGAUAUUUUGCCCACAAUAUUCAGGGUGAAUUUUGGCAGCUUUUACUCACAUCCCGCAUACUCAUGCGAUCCCUUGCACUAUGUUCGUAAACCAGAUAUGAAAAAGAAACGAGGAAGACCCCCAAAACUGAGAGAGUCCAUGUCUGAGUUGUCUUUUGUACCUGGUCUUGGUUUCCCACUGUCAAGCGGGGGCUUUUAUCAUCCUUCAUACAGUGUUCCUUACUCCUCUGGACCUCUUGGAUUGGGAUAUUACAGAGGUUAUCCCCCUGCCAGUGCACUCUUCCCUCAUCCACACCACCAGUCACCUCACUCUUCUGCCACACAUCAUUCGCACCAUUCAACAUCUUUUCCCCCACCACCCCACUCUUCUUAUAUGCAUCAUCCACACUCCUCGCAUCUCCUAUUGAACCCAACAAAAUUCCACAAGAAGAAACAUAAGCUACUUAGACAGGAAUACCUGGGUGGAGGAAGGUCUCCUGUCUUGUUUCCUGCCAUGUCAUCUGAGCUGUCUUUUAAUUGGCAUCACAAACACAAACACAGGCACAAGCACAGGGAACGUUGUGCUGACGAAGAAAGAGAGGACACUGUGCGAGGUGGAUCAGGAAUCCGUGCAUCAAGCUCAGGAAUCUCAGAUACUGGAGAUUCUGCAAAGGGGGAACGAGUUGGCAGCUUGGGAAUGGCAGAGUCUAUUCAGCGAUGCCGCUUUGGACGUGAUGCUUCGGGUAAAAGCACCAUCAAGCAAGGAGCCUCCACUUCUGCCAACUCUCCAUCUUCUUCAUCCUCAUCAUCUGCUGAGAGGUACAAGCGCAAAGAAAACUCUUGUCUUGGUCCGUCAAGGCUAACGCUUAGUAGCAGCUCGAAGAGUCAACGUCCAGAGUCCUGGUUCAGAGUCGGCUGCCCAGAUGCCUCUAAGCCACAGAGGAGUCAUGUGGUUGCUGCUCAAGGUCAUUUUUCAGAUGGAUUAGCUGAAGAUCCUGAUGGUUGUUCUGACAGUGAAGAUGAGGAAGCACCCACACCAACUGAGGAAGCUGUGCCUGGUGCCCAUGAGUCCCCAAACCUGACAAAUUUGUUUGCCUCUGCCCUAACCCAUUCUAACCUACGGGGAGGCAAAGGAAGGAAAAAUGAUGUCCAAGACAAUGGCAACUUCUCACACAUGGAUCGGCCAUUCAGGAAAGACUGCUCGACAUCUGCAGAAAGAAGGGAAUUUGGGACAUCAGGUAUUCAGGCAAAAGGCACAGCGACGGAGCAACAUGAAGGAUCUGUGAACCCCAGACAGCUUCACCACCAGUCUUCUCUUUUCCACUCACAUGCAACGACUGCCCACCGCUCCCCCUCCCAAGACCUUCAUCUGGAAAGGACUGGACACCACCUCUCCCAUCGGAUGCAGCAAUCCAAGCACAGCCUUUACCAUGUCAACAAAAUCUUGCGUGCCAAGAAACUCCAAAGACAGGCGCGUACAGGAAACAACAUGGUGAAAAAGAGGGGGCCAGGACGUCCUCGAAAAAACCCAUUACCCUCCCCGCCAUCAUCCCCACCCCAUGAGCUUGAGUUGAAUCAGGCCAGACUUAAGGACAGAGGGGUAGAAGGACAAGCAGCGGGGAGGGUUUGGGAAGGAGAUACUGUCAAAGAUGCCAUUGAAUCAGUGGUUAAAGGCCAGCGAAGAAAAGGUCAUAAAAGAAAACAUUGGGAAAGAGAGGAAAACCAGGAAGAUGAGGAAUAUGAGUUAGAAGAGGGGGAGGUAGUGGGGCCUGUAGUCACUUUUUUAGAUGGAGAUGGGAAUUCAGGAAUUCUGUCGGCAAGAUCAAAACCUGGUUCUGGAAGGAGCUGGCUCACCCAGGAAAAGCUCAGUCACUUUCAUGGUUCUGUGAUUGGCAAGCAAGAUGGCCGUCGCACCCCAGAACAUCCAGGUACCAUCUCCAGCGAACAAGAUCCAGCUCUCGGCAUUACCAGCCAGCGGGAGAAGAGGGUAGCCAGACCUCCCAAAAAAAAGUUCCAGAAGGCAGGCCUUUAUUCUGAUGUGUACAAGACUGAAGACCCCCGGAGCCAGCUGCUGCAACUGAAGAAAGAGAAGCUGGAGUACGUUCCCGGAGAACAUGAUUAUGGAUUGUUUCCGGCUCCGAUACAUGUUGGGAAGUACCUGAGACAGAAGCGCAUUGAUUUCCAGUUGCCUUACGACAUUCUGUGGCUGUGGAAACAUGACCAGCUGCAUAAGAGGCCUGAUGUCCCCCUGUAUAAAAAGAUUCGAUCAAAUGUCUAUGUGGAUGUUAAGCCUCUUUCUGGUUAUGAAACAACAACAUGCAACUGCAGACCGCCACAGGACUCCACUGAAAAAGGCUGCUUGGACGACUGCUUGAAUCGAAUGAGCUUUGCUGAGUGCUCUCCUAGUACUUGCCCGUGCCGUGACCUGUGCGACAACCAGCACAUCCAGAGACAUGACUGGGUACAAUGUCUUGAGAGAUUCCGUGCAGAGGGAAAAGGGUGGGGCAUCCGCACCAAAGAGCCUCUGCGAUCUGGUCAGUUCAUCAUUGAGUACCUGGGUGAAGUUGUCAGCGAGCAUGAGUUCAGGAGCCGGAUGAUGGAGCAGUACUUCUCCCACAGUGGCCACUACUGCCUGAAUCUGGACAGCGGCAUGGUGAUUGACAGCUACAGAAUGGGCAAUGAAGCACGCUUUAUAAACCACAGCUGUGAACCCAACUGUGAGAUGCAGAAGUGGUCGGUGAAUGGCGUCUACAGAAUCGGCCUCUUUGCUCUGAAGGAAAUCAGCAGUGGCACUGAGCUCACCUACGACUACAACUUUCAUUCAUUCAACACAGAAGAACAGCAAGUGUGCAAGUGCGGCUCGGAGAGCUGCCGGGGCAUUAUCGGAGGUAAAAGCCAGCGCAUUAACGGCCUACCGCCCAAAACAGGAGGCACUCGCAGACUGGGUCGACUCAAGGAGAAACGGAAAUCCAAACACCAGCUUAAAAAACGAGAGGAGGAAUCGAGUGACUCCAAUAAGUUCUAUCCUCAUCUAAUGAAGCCCAUGUCCAACAGGGAGAGAAACUUUGUACUGAAACAUCGAGUGUUCCUGCUGAGGAAUUGGGAGAAAAUGAGGGAGAAGCAGGAGAUGCUCAAGAGAGAGGGUGAAAGAGAACGAGACUCCAGCAGCCUGUCCUUGUACACUCGCUGGGGAGGAGUCAUUCGAGAUGACGGCAACAUCAAGUCAGAUGUGUUCCUGACACAGUUCUCAGCCAUUCAGACGUCUCGCUCUGUGCGUACACGGAGACUUGCAGCUGCUGAGGAAAACACAGAAGUCACUCGCACUGCUCGCCUCGCACACAUCUUCAAAGAGAUUUGUGACAUGAUCACAAGCUACAAAGACUCAGCAGGUCAGACACUUGCAGCGCCACUUGUCAACCUCCCAUCAAGAAAGAGGAACAGUCAGUAUUAUGAGAAAGUGUCUGACCCGCUGGACCUGAGCACCAUUGAGAAGCAGAUCCUCACUGGACACUACAAGACUGUUGAAUCGUUUGACACAGAUAUGCUCAAGGUUUUCCGCAACGCUGAGAAAUAUUACGGCCGGAAAUCCUCUGUUGGCCGAGAUGUGUGCCGGCUGCGGAAAGCAUACUACAGUGCGCGAAACGAAGCGGCUGUACAGAUAGACGAGAUCGUGGGUGAGACGGUUAGCGAGGCCGACAGCUCGGAGUCCCUGGAACGAGACCACAGUCACACACACGGAGGGUCCCACGACAAGGACGACGAUGUCAUUCGCUGCAUCUGUGGGAUGUACAAGGAUGAAGGCCUGAUGAUCCAGUGUGAAAAGUGCAUGGUCUGGCAACACUUUGACUGCAUGCGGCUGGAGACCGAAGUGGAACACUACCUAUGUGAGCAGUGUGAUCCUCGGCCUGUGGACAGGGAGGUUCCCAUGAUACCCCAACCGAGUUACGCUCAGGCUGGCUCCAUCUACUACAUCUGCCUCCUGAGAGACGAACUGCUGCUUCACCAAGGAGACUGUGUGUACCUGAUGAGAGACAGCAGGCGCACACCUGAGGGUCAGCCUGUCAGACAGUCCUACCGUCUCCUGUCUCAUGUCAACCGGGACAAGCUCGACAUCUUCCGCAUAGAGAAACUCUGGAAGAACGAAAAGGGUGAGCGUUUUGCUUUUGGCCACCACUACUUCCGUCCUCAUGAGACACACCAUUCCCCAUCACGACGCUUCUACCAAAACGAGUUGUUUCGCAUGCCACUGUAUGAAAUCAUUCCUCUGGAGGCGGUGGUGGGACCCUGCUGUGUCCUGGACCUCUACACGUACUGCAAAGGACGACCGAAGGGGGUGAAAGAGCAGGAUGUCUACAUCUGUGACUACCGCUUGGACAAGUCUGCUCACCUGUUCUAUAAGAUUCAUCGAAACCGCUACCCCGUGUGCACCAAGCCAUACGCCUUCAACCACUUCCCCAAGCGACUCACGCCCAAGAGGGAUUUCUCGCCUCACUACGUUCCCGACAACUACAAGAGGAACGGAGGUCGAUCUGCUUGGAAGAGCGAACUACCUAAAGGAUCCGAGGGUUGCGAGGAAGAUGACUGCGAGCGGGGUGACGAGUUCCUACCGGAGGCUGACGAACGCAGAGUGGCCGAGGGUGACCAGGAUGCGACCCCACAAGACCCUGAACUCCUUCCAGGGAAGACUGCAUUGGCAGCAAGGGAUGAUGAUGAAGAGGAGGAGGAAGAGGAGAGCCUGGAGCUGGAAAAGUGCAAGGAGCUGAAUGUUGUUCCUACCGAGAGGAUGGUGGAGAUUCCUGACCUCCCACCCUCACUUGCCCCCUCCCCGCUGCACCACCCUGUGAUAGGAAGGAGGGAGGCACAACGGGAACGACUCAACAAGAUUCUGUUGAAUCUGCUGCACAGAACGCCCAGCAAGAACGCCAUAGAUGUCACUUACCUCCUGGAAGAGGGUGCAGGGCGGAGGCUCCGGCGACGGACACUUGGAUUUGCUGAUUUUGUUUUCAGGAAGUGAGGUUUCCGUUUGCGGGAAAAACAUAAAGCCUUAUACUGUUAGAGAAGGCAGCUGAAAACGGAGACACAGCAGAAAGGUGUCAAAAGCUGUGUUGGCUGGCUGACCGUCUCGAACAACAAUGCACCCCAGGGGGCCUCUUCCAGUUUACCUCUUCCAAAACUGUGUCGUCCAGACACUAGAGAGGCAUGAGCCAGGUCGGAAAUUGCUGACUUAAUUACUAUUUCUGCUUCUUCAGCAGUUCCGGAGAGUGGGCAGAGCCGACAUCUUGUAUAUUUAUGAUGCAAAAACAUAGGAAUUGUGGACGAAUAGGUGAAAAUGCUGACAUUCAAACUGUACAGAUGGAGGAGGAUCUGACCAAGUGGUACAGAGGAAGCGUCCGCUCAUUUCAGUCGGUAGCGAAGGAGAGUUGCUCCCCCUGUGGAACCUGGCUGCAACUUCAAAUGGCUGCUUGAGGAAGCAAGAAAGUGUGGUUGCCUAAAUGCUGCUUGUGAGAAAGUGAGGCGAUGAAUAUAAACUGCACUUUUGGUACUGUGGAUAUGGUGAAGCUUAUGUAUCUAUAAUGAAUACACACUAACACAAUACAGUAUUGGAUGAUGCAGUUGAAGCAAAGCAAAACCAGUUACAUCAAAGUCUUUUUCCUGUUUAAUUGUAGACUCAUUUAGGUCUUUUAGGUCUUUUAUUGAAGAAAGGAGGGAGGGAGGGGUCAAGUGUGUGAUUUUUGUCUAGAGGUUUAAAUUCUUCUCAGUCAGCUUCAGCCCUCGUUUUGAAGUAACAUGAUUCACCAGCUAAAUCCGGCACGAGGGAUACCGGCUUUAACUGUAACGCCUUACGCAGCCGCACUCUCCGACUGCCUUCGUGCGAGUGCGUGCCAGUCUCAAUUGUGUGUCUGUAUUCUUUUAGAUUUCUUGAAGAUUUACCUUUUAAGAAAAAGAAAAAAAACAAAAAAAAACAAGGGCUCGUUGGCAAUUAACGGUUUUAAGAAAACUAAGGACAACAACAGUUAACAUGAAAUGUAUCGUGAUGGUCGUUAUUUUCUUAGCUCUGAUGGGUCAGGGGUGUAAAUUGUAUAUUCAGGCAGGCGCGGAGUUCAACAUUUAUUCUUCCUGUCUUUAAAACUAUACUCCUUAUUGCCAUGGCAAAUGUUUUUUAAAUUGCAACGUUCAAUGAGAUUUCUUGUCCUCCCAAAAUGCCUCUUGAAAAGAGGGGCAACCUGCAAUGUUCCUGUGUAAAACUGACAGAUGCGACUUCAAUGAGACACUAAGAGGGAGAAAGAGCGUUAUGUAUAUGUAUAUAUUUAUAUAUAUAUAUAGAUAUACACUUUACAUCAGAGUGUCUCCAAAAGCAAUAUCUUAAAUUUUUGUCUAUUAUUGUAGUGUACAGGACUCUGCCCUAAAUGUAUUAUUAUUCUAAUAAUAUUAUAAUUUUGUUUUACUGUAAUGAAGACACUUGUAGUAAAAGGAUUUUUUCUUAACAUGUCCCCACGACGUAAAAAUGAAUGCUGAUGUUGGUUGCCUGUAAAUGCAAUUCAUCUAUGUGAUCAGGAAGAAUGUCACAUCAACACCGCAGGCAUUGGGACGUGGCGGUGACCGGGCAACACCUUUGUCACUAAAUAUUGUUAAUAAUAUUUCUUUUUCUUUAAGGAGAAAUGUACUCCUUGUUUUUUGCUGCAAAGUGUUGAACACUAAAAAAACAAACCAAGAUGAAAAAUGUUAUGAUAUUUUUAAGUAUAAAGUAAAAACUGUCAGUCCAGUACCAUGCUAUUAUUAUUAUUUUUAAUCUUUUAAAUAAGAAAUGGUUCCGUUUUGUGAUAGCGGUCAUUGUAUGAUGCUUGUUCUUGUAUUUGUGCUUUUUCUCUGUGUGAUUUGUUUAGUUCUUUUUAGACAAUCACAAAAUAAGAUGCAAGCAUUGUAUAUGGCAGUCAAGCGGCCAUUUUGUGAUGUGUACAGUUUGUCAACAACAACAGAAAAAAAAACACUUCUCUCUCGUUUCAGAGUUUGUAAUUAUGAUUCUUAAGUCAUGAAAAAUGCUGUUGGUUUUUACUUUUUGUUUUAUAUUUGUUUUGUUUGUUUUUUAAUAAAAGCACUACAUUAUU